Acanthoscelides obtectus is the source of this 501-nucleotide messenger RNA. Lineage: Eukaryota; Metazoa; Arthropoda; Insecta; Coleoptera; Chrysomelidae. The record is from the annotation of a GenBank genome assembly.
AUGACCCAUUCAAGUAUCCAGUGUCGAGUAGUAGUGCAUGCAGAGAGCACCUACUUUACUGAAAUGUUCUCAGUGAAAAAGCAAUCCUUCCCCAUUCAACAGAGAAAACAUCUCCUAUAUCAAAAACCAGUAAUCACAAAUCCUUACAAACAACCUGGUACACAACCUCAACGCCAGAAGAUUUUUUAUCCAACACGCAAGAGUGGUUCCUCAUAUCAAAGCUAUCCUGAAAAACCAGUCCAAAAACCAGUUGAUGAACCAGUUCAGGGACCUGAGCAGCAACCAGUCCAAAAACCAGUUCUGAAUACAAGUACACCUGAAAAUCAUGAAAGAAAUUCUGGCUGUGGCAAAACUAAAACACUUUUAUUCGGUAGAAUACCGGCCGAGGUACGCGAUAUUCUAAGCAAUGUCCCUCUGCCAAUAAGAGAAAAUCUAAAGUUUUUGAUAGGACAACAUGAAAAUGGGAUAUGGUGUGCUGAUCUUCCCAAACUCUAUAGGUAA